Molecule: messenger RNA, 2920 nt
Organism: Procambarus clarkii (red swamp crayfish)
Lineage: Eukaryota; Metazoa; Arthropoda; Malacostraca; Decapoda; Cambaridae
Product: protein lines homolog
Source: RefSeq, a predicted model, not a curated record
CGCCCUCCACGCUCUCCUCCUCACCACACUAGGCUUAGGCAUUUGCCUGGACCUGCCACUAGGCCUCUGUGCUGUGGUACAGCUGGCACUAAGUCUUGGUGCUGUGGUGGAGCUGGCAGUAGGCCCAAGUGCUGUGGUGGAGCUGGCAGUAGGCCCAAGUGCUGUGGUGGAGCUGGCAUUAGGCCCAAGUGCUGUGGUGGAGCUGGCAGUAGGCCCAAGUGCUGUGGUGGAGCUGGCACUAAGCCUUGGUAAUGUGGUGGAGCUGGCACUAGACCUAGGUGUUGUGCUGGAGUUGGCACUAGGCCUAGAAGCUUUAGUGGAACUGGCACAAAGCCUAGGUGCUGUGGUGAAGCUGGCACUAGACCUAAGUGCUGCGGUGGAGCUAGCAAUAAGCCUAGGUGCUGUGGUGGAAAUAUCGGUAGCACUAGGCAUUGUGGUGUUAACAGUACUUGGUACUGUAGUGAAGGUGGUACUAGCCCAUACCUUAAGGUGCUUCCGGGACUUAGCGUCUCCCCGGCCCGGUCGUCGACCAUGGAACAAGCUGCUAAACAUUGGAGUCGGUGAUGCCUGUGUUUGUGGUCAGGAGUCAGAUGUGUGGGCACCAAACAUUGUGUCACCAUAAGAAUGUUGUGCAUUAGUAUUGAAAAAAAGGUUUCACUCGAAAGAUGCGAGCAAGAUUACAGCCGCAGUAGUGCCACAUGUAAUGCUCUCACCGAGGCAGGGAUUAUGUUUUGUGCAGCCUCAUGGCAGUAGCUGGGACCAUGGGGAGUAUGGAGGCAGCCAUGUGUGUGCUGAGCAGUGAGGGAUUAUGACCUUGGAUCCCUCCCAUGUCACAGCCACUGAGCACAGCACAGGACAACAUAGAGGCGAGGGCUUCUCUGUCCUUGUGCGUGGGCUCUCCAAGCGGGUGCUAUGGAGGUGGCCCACGUGCUUCAGCUGUUGGUGCUUGUCCUUCCCCGAACUCGAGAUAGAUACAGAAACCAUGCUAGUGUGAAGUGAUCAUCUUGAGCCAUGUGAAAAUGGUAGAACCUCAGCAGAAAAGGGCAAAGUUGCCCCCCUCUGGGGAUGACAGUGGGGGGCAGCUGCUGCCGAGGAGGGAUCUGGAGAUCAUUCAUGCCCAGUUGAUCCGCAAAUGUCUUUGUUCCCUGCAGCUGCCCGACAUCCUCCAUACAUUAGCUGUUUGCAACGACUGUUUUUCUUCUCAUCCAGUAGCCCAUAUGCUGCGGCUGAGAGACGAGACACUGCUUUACAUCAGCAUGCUUACUUUGUUUUUUGAAGUCUCCUUACGACAGCAGAGUCGAGGCGUGCUGUGUUCUCGCAUAAGUGAGGUGGUAGCUGCAGGAGCAGAUAAUGAAGGUGCAGUUCUGGAUAUUCUUUUUGGUUUUGUGGCCUCUGAGGAUAAGUAUGUGAGUUACUCGGCCUCACGUGCACUGUCCUCGUUACUACUUAUGUUACGUGGUCGUGCUAGUGAGCUAGUGUUAGAAAAGCUUGUUGAGAAUUUGGCUACUUCAGUUAACCUAAUAGAGGUUGGACAUUCAAUUGAAGUUGUAAGGAGAGUUAUAGAAUGGAAGGACCUGGAUGAACAUCCUUUAGAAGGAACUGAAUCAGAGUCAGGUCAGCCCCCUGAAUGUGCAAAGAUUACUUUGACCCCAGCAGAUACUCAAGGGGCAAAUGAAGUAAAAUACGUAGCAACCAAGAAGCUUGACCGCAAGUGGUUUCUUCUGGUGGCAAGAUUAACACAAUUAGUGAAUGAGUUUACAAUGGAAAGAGAACAUGUUAUUGUGUCAUUUUUAACACUAUGGGAGUCUUUAAUAUCAGUGAAAGCUAAUUUGUCAGUGACCGAUACAAAGGAAUUUUACUCAGGAUUAGAACGUCUUAUGACUCCGUUAACACGACAUACACAUACUGUGGUGUGGCGUAAAGUGCUUGAUCUUUAUAAUGAGGUCUUGUGUUAUGGGAGUACGCUGGCUCUCCAGGACGUAUUAGCAGAGGAGCCCUGUAACUUGGCUCACCUCCUUAUUCGUGCUGUUAAGGAUCGUAGAUUCCUGGAGUGUGUGCCUUGUGGAGGGUCAGCGGGAAACAGAUCACAGCCAAAUCAAAGCUCUGCAAUGGACACCAGUGCUGGACCCAGCUCAGGAACAGCAAGUGGCAUGGACCAGGGUGACCGAACAAUACUACACAAAGUGGUAUUAGUUGUGCUGAAAGCUAUAGCCGUCACAGUGAAAGAAACUCGGUGCGAUUCUUCUUCUGAGAAUUCCUCACGAUCUGGUGGCUCUGGAUCAGAGGAUGUAGAUAUGGCCAUAAUUGAACGUAGUUUAAGAGAAGUUGUUCGCAAAGUGGAUGAUUUUGUGAAAUCCAAAUUGCCAUUCCACCCUGAGGCUCCAAUGGCAGAGUGGAUGGUGCGUCUAUUUGCUGAUCAAGAUGACUGGCUGGUCGAGUCCAUGGUGUGUGGCCUCGACAUUUUCACUGGUCUCGGCAUACGAAUCAGGCAGCAACCAGAACUUCAUGCCUGCGUCAACCCUCACACCACCUUCCUCGUGUUCCUCGAGACCAUCUACCUGGAACAUGAUGUGCUACUUGACCUCUUAGUGUCAAAUGAGACAUCCUUCCUCCUUUACCUGCUUCGCUACCUCAAAUUUAUUCGUCGCAGCUGGCACGAAUUUGCGUCUCACUGUGGCCGUCGACUGGAGGAGGUCAUGACCGUCCUGAUUCGUCUCCGCUUUGCCAUUGACCGUCUGGUAUCCAAAAAUCUCUUUCCGUACAAUAUAAGUCCUGUUCUUAAGUUGCUACAAAAAUGUGAGGAACUGUACGAGGUUGGAGACCAUUAGUCUGGUCGAGGUUGAGGUGGAGUACUUGUUAUGUAUUAAUGUCAGGAAUUGCUGUAAUUGGUUUAUGAGAAAGUAUAUAUUUAGAAUUGCUA